This is a messenger RNA of Clupea harengus (Atlantic herring), 690 nucleotides long. Its product is annotated as angiotensin-converting enzyme 2-like. The transcript is spliced from 2 exons. Bases 16 to 372 code for a protein of 118 amino acids. Lineage: Eukaryota; Metazoa; Chordata; Actinopteri; Clupeiformes; Clupeidae. The record is from RefSeq and is a predicted model, not a curated record.
CCCUGAUACUUAUUCAUGUCAUGUGAUGUCCCCCUGGUCUUCUCUUCCAGCCUGUCCAGAGGUCGCUUCAACAGCGCCUUCCAGCUUAGCGAUGACACCCUUGAGUUUGAGGGUCUCCUGGCCACACUGGCCCCUCCAGCAGAGCAGCCUUUUACGGUCUGGCUGGUGGUGUUUGGGGUGGUCAUGGGUGUGUCGGUCCUACUGGGCAUUUACCUCAUCACCAUGGGCAUUGUGGACAGGCGAAGGAAAUCUAAGCGGGCAGAAGAGGAAAACCCAGUUACUAACCCCUAUGACAAUACAGAUGAACAUGCCGAUGGAAUCUCAAAUAAAGGAUUUGAGAGAGACAGCCAUGAUCAACAAACAGUAAUGUGACUUAAUUGAUGACCAGUUUGUGUAGUGGUCAUUCUAGACUGAAUCGAAACACAAUUAAUGGGAGAAACUUAAGACAAAGACAGACAAGGACAAGAGAAGAUGAAAAGACAGUAAUAUACUCGUUUAUUUGUUUUUAUUUGAUCAGAUGCACAGUCUAACAUUACUGAUAUAAUUGAAACAAUGGAGUCAUGGAGAAAUUAAGUAAUAUGUUUAUAUGCUUGAAGGUGUGCUAUCUCAGAAGAUGUGCUAUUUGAAAUGAUUAUGUAACACUAUGUAACAUUAUUAAUGUCAGAUAUAAAUAAAAGACCAUGCUUUCAA